GAGAGAGAGAGAGAGAGAGUGAAGCAAAAGACGGUGCAGGUUCUGGGGUCGAUCUGUCAAUGUGAUUAGGUAAAACCAUUUCAAGUGCACGCAUUCACUUUUAUUUCUUCACAAACCGGCUAAGUAGACACGUCUUUAUUUGAACUGCAACUCUUUGUUUCCAGAACCAACCAGACUUUGGAUGAUGUUUUUUCAAGACAACUGCUAACUUUCUACGUUUAAAAAAUAAAUAAAAAGAUCGGAUUGCAUUUUUUCCCUUCAAACAUUUUCGAGGUGAUGUCAUCGCGCUGUGUUUUGGCUGGUAUUGUGUCGGAGCUCUGGGAGGACCGCAACCAGGCAACCAGCGGCUGAGACUACCGGGGAAGUCCGGGAAAUCAGGUGCAGAGAGCGGCUGUCAUUUCCGCGCUGUCGCGGGUGGCUGGGUCCGCCACCCAGUCACAGCUGUUCACAUCCUCUCCAAACUACCCCUCCCUCAUUCCCUCCCUCUCACCUCCUCCCCUUCUCUGUUUCAUUCAAAUCUCUCCAUCUCCCUCUGAGCUGGACCGCUCCGGGCUCUUAUUUACUUUAUUGGACACUAUUGGUCGGUGUCCCCUGGGCCAAAGACUCGUUGACCCAGCGUGGGGGCGCAGCCAUGACCGAGUCCGCCCUACAGCACCCUGCGCCCGCAGAGCCCCCGUUUCCAGGUCGCUCUCUGCUUCAGGCCGUCCAGGUACCCCGCCUCCCGCAGCGCCUGACCUUGGCUCGCAGAGAUUAGAGGGACAUACCCGUCGCUACAGCCUUAUCACGGACUACAAACCACUCACCUACCAGUCCGUCUCUGCUCUCUUAGUCAAAUGAAUAAUUGUGGAAAAGUUUACCAUCUGCAAGUAUAUCGUUGCACUGAAACAUUACAAGCUGGAUUACGCAUGAGACCAGCGCUGGGAAAGUAGUUAAUAUUCCCGACUAGUCUACCCAUCCCUGGUUCGGACAGACAGUGAUUUCAUCAUUCCUUCCAGACGGUGAGUGGAUCGGAGUUUUUUUUCCGUGAACGCGCGUUCACCUGUUCCUCUCCACCCCGGGGGCGCGCAGCCGUUUGAUCCCCUAACCUCGCCCAGCCCCUCCCCUCUUCAACGGCCGCCGUGACAGCCUCUAAAGGUUGCCCGCCGGUCACAGUGGCACGGCCACCUCAGCCUCACACCCCGCCCUUCCCGCACACUCAUCCUCGCCGGGGGAACCGGGGCACGCCGCCGAUGCCAACAGGAGUGUCUGCUGACUCUUUGACCCUCCACUUCAUUCAGCGGAUUAAAAAGACCGACGGAAAGUCUCCGGACUGUCGGACUGGCUCUAACCGAGCGAGGGGGACUGACUCUGGGUGAAGUUCCAUAGUGGAGGGGGGAAGCGAUGUGGUCCUUUCUCUCCACGCUGGCUGUCUUAUGUAUCCAGAUAUUGCUGGUGAUGUGCAAUCCAAUGCAGCAGGUGUUUGGCGUGGAUGGGGUUAACUUCAGCGUUCAUGUGGAAAACCAGACACGUGUGCGAGACGCCAUGAGCCGGCGGCAGCACCGCGUCUACCAGCUCUACAGCCGCACCAGCGGCAAGCAUGUCCAGGUGCUCGGGAGACGCAUCAGCGCCCGCGGAGAGGACGGAGACAAAUAUGCCCAGCUCGUAGUGGAGGCAGACACCUUUGGUAGCCAGGUGAGAAUCCGCGGCAAGGAGACCAACUACUACCUGUGCAUGAACCGCCGUGGCAAGCUUGUGGGAAAGAAGGCCAGUAACCGUAGUGCCGACUGCGUGUUCGUAGAGAAGGUUUUGGAGAACCACUACACAGCGCUAAUGUCAGCGCGCUACGCCGGCUGGUACGUGGGUUUCACCAAGAGGGGGCGCCCUCGUCGAGGCCCGCAUACCCUGCCCAACCAGCAGGACGUCCAUUUCAUGAAGCGCUUCCCUCCGGGAGAACAGCCUGACCUCACGCCUUUCCGCUUCACAACCGUCAGCAAGAGGAGCAAGAGGGUCCGAGCCACUGGUCCUCGCUAGCUAGUGACUAACCUAGCCAGCGGCCACACUGCCCUACCUAACAAUUGAUAACUGCUAAUCGCUAAGCUAAUGGACCAGGGCUACGCCCAGACUUCUUCCCCCGGUGUCCCACCUGACGCUUGCCUCUACUGGGACAACAGUGACGUGCCUGUUAGUUGCCAUUCCUGCUUUUCCUCCAGACCUCAAUUACUUCUAUUGGACCCUGUCCAUCACCAACAGCAUCUUGACCAGCCUGGCUGACUCCCUUGCACAGCCCAGAGACACUGACAAGGCCCCUGAAGGGUAGCUAAAUUUAGGCCCAGGUUUUUCUGUCUACAUGGGCCUUUUUUCCCCAGACCCACAAACUUGUGAUGCUAUCUGGCUGAGAAUAUUUUGGGGUGAUAGUCCCCCAAGGCAUAACGAGGCCUGUGGGACAGCAGCAAGAGGGGGCAGGUGGAUGAAAAGAGUCUAAGACUAGAUGGAGGACAAACAGGAUGUGCAUGGAGGACACAGGAAGUCAAUAUGAGUGUAAGAAAUUUGUGGACUAAUUUGACUCUCUUAUAACUCUGUCUCACUCCUUUUCUGAGGACAGAUUAAUGAAUGAAUGUAUAAAUGAACGGAUUGGGUGGAUGGAUGAAUUGUUUGCGUGUGUGUUUGUUUGUUUGUUUGUUUAAAUGCACCAAAGAUAAUUUGUGAAACUAGUUGGAGAGACUUGUGAGUGGGAGUAUGCAUGCCCCUUUUACUAAGCCCCUGACACCUCCACUGAAGAGACAGAAGCUGUACAAACUGGAAUGUAUAAACCAAGUUGCACCAAAACAAACACAUCUAAUCUACAAUCGACCAAAGACAACUGGAGACCAACGACACGACACCUACACAAGUCCCACCCCCAGAACACGAAACCCUCUGCUUAUAGGUCCAGAGGGUGAUUGACGAGCGGGCGUGGGGGCAGGGUGCUUUCUCUUCAUACUAGCGUUGCUAUAGAAACGACCCAGGGGAUGAUGCUCCCAUGGAAACCAUGGAUACAGAAUGCUGCUAACAGGACAUUCAGUGGAACCAAAGUCUCAUGAUACACAAAAAAAAUAUUAAAGGGAACAAUUUAUUAAAAGCUAUAUAUAUAAAGAUGACAAAAAACUCCAAAUAAGCGAUCUUACUAUGAUUGUUACUAUAAUUGUUGUUAUUAUUAUAAAAUUAUUUCACUUAUUUAUUUCA
Messenger RNA from Osmerus eperlanus (European smelt), 3201 nucleotides. RefSeq names its product fibroblast growth factor 18a (gene fgf18a). Lineage: Eukaryota; Metazoa; Chordata; Actinopteri; Osmeriformes; Osmeridae. The transcript has 5 exons. The record is from RefSeq and is a predicted model, not a curated record. Bases 1381 to 2010 code for a protein of 209 amino acids. Gene Ontology annotation, biological process: cell differentiation; regulation of cell migration; positive regulation of gene expression. Gene Ontology annotation, molecular function: fibroblast growth factor receptor binding; growth factor activity. Gene Ontology annotation, cellular component: cytoplasm.